GACAGUGAGCGAUAUACUGUAGAGAGAGAGAGUGAGCGUUCUACUUCUCAUAGAUGAGCAGCUGCUAGGCAGACACUGUCUUGAAAGCAGAGAGACAGUGAGAGAGACCAUUUGGUGCCCGGACGCAAACGAAAGCGAGCGAGCGAGUAAGAGAGGGAGGGGGAGAGAGAGCGAGCGAGAGACACACACACACAGCGUGAGGUUGUGGUUUAAGCAGACUCUAGCCGUGCAUUUAGGGAAACCCACAAACUCAGCUCCCUGGGAUAAAAGGCUCGAUUCUCACCCAUUUCUUUCAUUCUUUAGAUCCUCAAGAGGGCCCCCUGCUCUUUUUCUUUUCAUUCUUUUAUUUUAUUCCCAUCCUUUCUCAUCCUCCUCCUUUUGCCUGCGGAAGAGCCGGAUUGCUGUGGUCUGCCUGAAACACAUCAAGCCGACAGUGAAGACCGAUGCUGUGAUACUACAGGAGAAACAUACAGGCUCUCUCGUUUGAUGCAGUGAAUUGCUACGUGAGGAAAACGCAAGCAAAGGGGGAUCAUGGGAAAUCUCCUGAAAGUGUUGGCUUGCAGCGAUCUUGAGCAUGGCCCAAUAGUUUUCCUUGACUUUGAACAUGCCCAACCCACAGAGGCAGAGACGGCCGUGUGGAACCAGGUUAGUGCCGUUCUGGAAGAGGCUCAUGGGAUACUGGCGGAGUUACAGUCGUACAAUGGAGCAGGACAGGAAAUAAGAGAGGCGAUUCAGAACCCCAAUGACCUCCAGCUGCAGGAGAAAGCCUGGAACGCAGUCUGCCCCCUGGUGGCCAAGCUGAAGAGAUUCUACGAAUUUUCUCUCAGGCUAGAGAAUGCUCUGCGCAGUCUACUGGAGGCUUUGACCAGCCCGCCGUACCCUCCAAUGCAGCACCUGGAGAGAGAGCAGGCCCUGGCCAAACAGUUCGCAGAGAUCCUUCACUUCACCCUUAGCUUUGAUGAGCUUAAGAUGACAAAUCCAGCCAUACAGAAUGACUUUAGUUACUAUAGGAGGACCAUUAGCAGGAAUCGCUUGAACAACCAGCAGUUAGAGGCAGAGAAUGAAGUGAAUAAUGAAAUGGCCAAUCGGAUGUCCCUCUUCUAUGCUGAAGCCACACCCAUGCUCAAAACCCUGAGCAAUGCCACGACUAAGUUUGUGUCAGAGAACAAGACUUUGCCAAUCGAGGACACCACAGAUUGCCUGAGCACCAUGGCCUGCGUGUGCCGCGUCAUGCUGGAGACUCCGGAGUACAGGUGCCGCUUCACUAACACAGACACAAUGCUGUUCUGCAUGCGUGUGAUGGUGGGCGUCAUCAUCCUUUAUGACCACGUUCAUCCAGUGGGUGCCUUUGCCAAGACCUCCAAGAUUGAUAUGAAGGGCUGCAUCAAGGUGUUGAAAGAGCAGCCUUCAAACAGCGUGGAGGGCCUGUUGAAUGCACUGAGGUACACAACGAGACAUUUAAAUGAUGACAGCACCUCUAAACAAAUAAGGGCCCUGCUUCAAUGAAAGCUGGAGGUGAGGGAGUGGACAACAAAGAAAUGGACUGUCAGAAAACAAAUAAAGGUGGAUGACAAACACGGGUGAACCAACCUCCGAAACAUGUUUGUUUACAAGAGCGCAAUGCAACUUGAUCUCAAAUGAAGUAUAAGAUAUUCUAGAAAAGAGAAAUGAAAAUGAAAAUAAAUAAAUAUAUAUAUAGAUUGUU
Messenger RNA from Misgurnus anguillicaudatus (oriental weatherfish), 1705 nucleotides. The record is from RefSeq and is a predicted model, not a curated record. NCBI's taxonomy places the organism in Eukaryota, Metazoa, Chordata, Actinopteri, Cypriniformes, Cobitidae.